UAAAUCAGAGUCACACUUAACAACUGCUAGUGAAGCAGAUUUAAAACCCCAAAGAACACAACAGGAGGUCCUUGUACGAACGUACCGGUGGGCGUAUCGGACAUGCUGCUACUAACCACUGUCAUCCUCCCCCUGUGGCUUUCCUCUGCUCACGGACAAAGGAGAACUUGCGAUUUUCCGGAGAUAAAACAUGGAAACAUAUACGAUGAAAACAAAUACAAAGAAACUUUUCCCGUUGACAUGGGGAAAUAUUUCUACUAUACCUGUGAUCACAAAUUUGUGUCUCCUUCACAAUCACCCUGGAGUCUAAUAGCCUGUACAGAGAAAGGAUGGUCCCCAACUCCAAAGUGUCUCAGACAGUGCUUUUUCCCUUGGGUGGAAAAUGGUCAUUCUGCAUCUUCAGGACAAAUACACCAGGAGGGUGACUCUGUACAAAUUGUCUGUGACACCGGCUACAGUCUUCCAAAUAAUCAGAGAGGCAUCACCUGUACAGAAAGUGGCUGGUCCCUCCCUCCUAAAUGCAGUCGUGUCCGUAAGUAAAACACUGUCCUCUGCGAUCCCUCAUU
Messenger RNA from Vicugna pacos (alpaca), 566 nucleotides. The record is from RefSeq and is a predicted model, not a curated record. NCBI's taxonomy places the organism in Eukaryota, Metazoa, Chordata, Mammalia, Artiodactyla, Camelidae.